This is a messenger RNA of Guillardia theta CCMP2712, 159 nucleotides long. RefSeq lists its product as hypothetical. The record is from RefSeq and is a predicted model, not a curated record. Lineage: Eukaryota; Cryptophyceae; Pyrenomonadales; Geminigeraceae. The transcript has a single exon. The annotation marks the transcript as partial.
UCAAGCGUGGAGGAGAAGGAGUGUAUGAUAUGCUUGGGCACCUUCAGACCGGGCGAGCAAGUCAGGAUGCUCCCCUGCAUGCAUUGCUUCCACAAACCUUGCGUCGACGAGUGGCUUGAGCAAGGGCAUGACAGCUGCCCGCUGUGCAUGCAGUCAGUG